UAAAAUUAGUAGGCAUCGGGGAAGAGAGGGAAGAAUAUAACGAUUCUAAACCCAAAGAGUACAAGCAUGCAGUUAACAGAUUCCUUUUAUGGACACUACCUUCUCAAAAUGAUCACCGAAAAUAGAUUUAGAAGUACAGCAGAGUUGCAAACCUGUGUGCCUGCACUGUGAGUAGGUGGGUUAUCGCCCCUCCCCCCCUGCUCCCUUAAGUCACUAGCUUCAGAAAUAUUGUUACUGAAAGCACGAGGUUUCGCAAAUUACUGGAAGUAUGAGCAAGAGUUGAUCAAAACUGGAGGUGCUGUUCGCUGAGUGUGCAUUGAAAACAAAUUCGAAAGUCCUGAGGUUGGUCAGAGUAGGACAUUGCAUAAUGUGGAAAGUGUCAUGAUUAUACUUGAAGACAGGACACGCCUGCUCAGCAAACAGGUUCAGUGAAGAUAUUUUUUUUAUCCAGUUGUCUUCCAAUUGCACAGCCUCCAUUGCGUUUGCUUAUGUGGUAAAAAAAAAAAUGGCAGUUCAUGGCCUCGCCCAAGAGUGAGGAGUGUUCUACAGACCCCUGUUCCAAAAACUACUGCAAGACUUUGAGCCUCAACACAAAAUCCUUCAAUAUUGUUCAAACACAGGAGAGCAGGCCAUCUUAUUCUGUUGCCCAGCAUCCACUAUGGGAAUGGGAUUGUUACAAUGUGAUUGUACCUGUCAGGAAACCAAACACUUGCUCCAGCCCAACCCACCGCGUUGCCUCUCAACCCUAUCCUUCUGUGGUGGGAGGUAAGAGCAGGGUAAUAAUGCCAGGUUUCCACAACAGUUUCCAUUCUAACGUAUUGGUCAGCCCUUUUGAGUCCUCCUCGAUUCAUGAUCGAACUAGUCACGGCUACAGAUCCUACCAGAAACUCGAGUCCCUCGGCUCGCGGCUCGGCGGGCUUGGAAAUAGAACAACGCCAAUUUCGUACGUUAAUGGGUUCAUCCAUUCCAUCCCUUCCCGAGCGAUCUCUUGCGACAGUGCCAUUUCUCCGAUUUCUCAGCACAAUAAUUCUCACAGCGCGGGCGGCAACGCAGUGCCCGCGGUCAAAAAUAACCCGGGUCACGGGGGGAAACCUACAUCGCUGUGUCGCAAGCCGCUGCUAAACACGAACGCAUUCAUGAGGCCGACCAGUGCCAAAGUGCCUUUGUACCAGAAAUUGGACAAGGGCUCCAAAACCGCUCUUACGAAUGGCACCAAUGAGUUUGGAGACAUGGAAAACUUGGCUAAACACAACGGCAGCAGCGCCAGGGGUCUAGCCGGAAGCCCUAUUCACGGUAACGUGGAGGUUAAAGGCUCUCAUCAGAGCGAACAUUCCUACGGUAACUUGAAGAGUGCGAUCAAGCUCACCAGGAGCAUUCCCGGUGAUCCAGAAAUAAAAUUUAACGAAGCGGUGAAAAGAUUAUCAGAAGACCGCCUUCCAAAGAACAAUCUGCACGAGCGAUGUGUGACUUUUUCAAAAGAAACUGAAGGCUUGUCUUCCCAUGGUAUUCAACUUCAAAAUGGACUGUACAACGGUACUGGGGGAAUAUUCAAAAGAGCAUCGCCCAAUCUCACAGCCUUCAAGUCUGAGUACGUGUACGCGAAUUGUAAUUUGGAACCUCUGGUUAAAGAAAGCAGUGCGAUUAAAGAGAAUGCCGUGGCUAGUGGCAAUAAAACGCCGGUUGGUGUUUUGUCCACCAAUGUACGCAUCCAGAAUCAAAGCCCCGUCGGUGUUCCAGGGCCCGCUGGCUUGCAACAAGUAACCGACCAAACUAAGAAGCGGUCCUCUCUCUCGGCCCCGAAGAUGAACAUUAGUUCCCUCACGUUACAGAUAGCUGCCAUGCAGCUCAGGCCUGCAAGUAAAGCUAUAAAAGAGGCAGAAAAUUCCAAGAACGAGGACGAUUCUCAAGGCUCAGAUGUUGACCUUGAAGAGGAGGAGUUUGCCGAUGGCCUGGAGGAAGCCAGCAGCCAGGACUAUGAUGAGGAGUCUGAGUGUUCCACCCUUACGGAUUCCUCUUCUACCAUUUCAAUGGAAGGUUCAACCAAGCUGAAUUUUAAUGAUGCAAUGCCCGAGUCUCCUGAUACCAAGUCUGUUUUUGAUAUCGGGUACACACCAUCGCAUGAGUAUAAACAUCAAGUUCCUAAACCAGCAUUAAUUAAAAGCCUAUUCUAUGAUAUGCCUUUGAUCGUAUAUUUUGGGACUCCAAACGAGAAAAUUGAACAAUUGCCAUGGGAGCUAAGGAAGCAGAUGAAAUGGAGAAUGUCAAAUGUAACACCAAUAGUUGUGAAAAAUGCAGUGGCCAAGUCCCAUUUCAAAAUUACUAAAAGAUCGUACGAUUGGAUGGGUUGCUGGGGGCACCAUAUGAAGUCGCCACUGUUUAAGACCCUCCGGGAAUAUCAGAAGCUGAAUCACUUUCCAGGAUCGUUUCAAAUCGGGCGCAAGGAUCGCCUGUGGCGUAACUUGUUGAAAAUGCAGUUACGAUUUGGGAAAAGAGAGUUCAGCUUUUUUCCACAAUCCUUCAUCCUCCCUCAUGACAUCAAGCUGUUGAAGAAUGCCUGGGCAGACGGCUCUACCAAGCAGAAAUGGAUUAUUAAACCACCUGCAUCUGCAAGAGGAAUUGGGAUUCAAGUUAUUCACAAAUGGAAUCAGAUCCCCAAGAAGCGACCUCUGCUGGUUCAGAAAUACUUGCACAGACCCUACCUCAUUGGUAACAGUAAAUUUGAUUUAAGAAUAUACGUCUAUGUAACCUCAUAUGAUCCUCUGCGGAUAUACAUGUUUACAGAUGGCCUGGUCCGUUUUGCAAGCUGCAAGUAUUCAUCUUCCAUGAAGAGCCUUAGUAACAAAUUUAUGCAUCUCACAAACUACAGUGUAAAUAAACUAAAUGCAGAAUACAAGCCCAACAGUGAUGGAAAGCUCUGUCAAGGCCAUAAGUGGAGUCUUAAGGCGCUGUGGCUGUAUCUUAAUCAAAAGGGAGUGAAGAUCGAACAAUUACAGGAACAAAUGAAGGAUGUGAUCAUUAAAACAAUCAUAGCUUCUGAAUCUUACGUGAAUAGUCAGGUAAACCUGUAUGUAAGAAACCGUUACACCUGCCACGAGCUCUUUGGAUUUGACAUAAUGCUGGAUGAGAACUUGAAAAUGUGGGUUCUAGAAGUCAAUAUCUCACCAAGCCUCCAUUCAAAUUCCUCAUUGGAUGUUAACAUCAAGGGGCAGAUGAUCAGUGAUCUUCUGAAUCUGGCUGGAUUUAUUAUUCCUCAAAAAGAAGAUGUAACUCCAAAUGGCACAAAAAGUGCAUCCGCAUCAAGGCCAAAGAGCAGUGAUCUUACACCAGAUGAAAAACUGAAACGGGUCUAUUACCUAAGUCAGAAAUCGCCACCUAAGGACUUCUACUCCACGCUUCUGGACAUUCUUACCCCCGACGAUAUUCGGAUGUUAAUGGAAUCGGAGGACGAGUACAACCGCCGGGGACAGUUUGAGCGGAUCUUCCCUGGCCUCAUGUCCUCGCGCUAUCUCCGAUUCUUUGAGCAGCCCCGCUACUUCAACAUCUUGCUGGACCUGUGGGAGCAAAAGCAUGGCCGGAACAGGCAGACAGCAAUUGAAAUGUUGCAAGAACUGAGUUAUCGGAGGGUUCAUCUGGGGUCGUCCGUUAAUCCUACACACGUCUGGCAUCCACCCAAAAAUAUGUUUAUUCCGAAGUUGGACAUCAGCCAGAAUGGAGUGUGUAAGUCAUCUCGUUCCCAAGAGAGCCGUGAGUCCCCACAAGGCACACACAUGAGUCUCCUCCAGCCACUGCACCAAUCAUCCUGAGAUCCUUCGGACAAGUUGCUGCCUCGUGGAGGGGGCGCUCUCUGCCUUCUCCGGUUGCCCCCUUUCCAGCGGCCAAACCCUUGUUGCUGUCUACUCCUGGGAAGCUUGAUCUUUGAAGCCUACCUCAGCCGAGGAUGAAAACAAAGGGGGGAGAGCAGGAAUGUCAGUCCUUUCAGCGUGUUUUUUUCUUUUUGUUUUUUUUUUUACCGCUUGCAGUCGUUAACGCACUGAAACUCCCCGAAUUUUGGACCAGAUCAGUUAUUUAUUGCAAUAUCGAAGUACGAGCUAUGCAUCUCGAUCAGCCCCCCUCCCCUCCCCCCCCCAAAAGCCUUACGGAACAAUGUAAUUAAUAUACAGGAGUUCUAUCAGCUUCUUGUUCUACCCCCCACUCCACCCCUGAAUUCCCGCUCCUCGUUUGGCUGGAACUAAACGCUGGUUGCCAGCUUCAGCCGAGCACAACUGCUAUUCUCCACCGAAAACUCUUUGUAAUGGUACGCAAAUCAGCUUUUGGGUUGGCGAUCCUCUCCGCUGAUAGAAGACGAUCCAGAAAACGCGGCUAUACCUCUAGAAGAACUUUAAAAAAAAAAGGGAUAUCCACCCAAGAAGACCAGAAGCGACCGGUGAAUUUAUACGCACAAGAUGCCUGAUUCUGACUUUUGCCCAUAUACUGCUGCAUUCUCUCCCCACCCCACACCCCACACCCCUCGCUGUAUAAAACUUCAUUGGCCACGGAUUUUGUUUGAUUAAAGAAUUCCAUUUUAUAAUCACGCCUACAAGAACAAAAAUGAUCUCGCGGCUAUGACAAUCACCUUUGAAAUUACCGGUAAAACAUUACUUAUUGGGGUUUUGUAACGGAAAAAAAAAAAAUUUACUUGUCGUAAAAAUGCGCAGAAUUUAAGACCACUGCAUUCUUGCAACGUGACGUUCGUUCCAGUGUUUUUAUUUUUAACAGCCGUUUAAAAUCUGAGCGGCCCACAAGUAGCAUCUGCAAUGAGGAAUGUGUUAUUGAGUUGUGUUAUCUGUACCCACCCAGUCAUAGCUUGUGAGUAAUCAAAAAGACUAUGGGUGUCAAUAACCACUGGUUAAAUCUUGACCUCGACCUGAUGUGAAAUCAAUGGUAUCGUACUGCACCCGCGUAUAGAAGUAGACUCGUGUUGCCGUUGAGGAGUUGACCCUGCUGCAGCCAUGUGAUGGAAGAGAAUGAACGCCCUGCUGAUCAGCUUCCCGGUUCUGCCAGUCUUGUUGGCCAUACCAGUGCGGCUGAUCAUCAUCUUCCUGCAUUGUGAAGCCAAACGCGCUCGGGAGAGCAGAUUAUCUCCCAGGGCCUUGGCAGCAUUGACCUCGUCCUCACCAAAGGCGAGUGUUGCCAUGAGCCGGGUCCCUACUCCUCCCCUUUCUACCUCCCAGGUAAAAAGACAUCAGCUGUAAUCUUGCAAGUCGGGCAUCAUCGGGAACUCAGCAUGGCGGCAUUGAUGAACACACACACCUCCCCCCCCGGCGAGUUCUGUUCUGGAGGAGCGUUAAAACUGUGCUUGGCCAAAUUCCCCGUCUCACUAUUUCCUCCCUCUCCCGUGGCAUCAAAGCAGCACGGAAUCCUAAACCUUGAUCUCAAGUGCCUUGAAUGUGAAGUGCCGCAUUCGAUUAUUGUUUGCGUCACCCUGUCCGUGAAAAUUAUAAUCGGUUAUGGGACAACACCUUAGCCAUUAAUCUUCAAAUCAUGAUUAAACAAGGGGAUUUCUCCCCCCCCCAAAUUUUCCUCUCUCUCUCGAGAAUAGGACUUUUUAUUUUUUUUGCUUGUCCGUCGAAAGCAAAGUGAGAUCAGUAGCUGAAGGAAUCAAUGGGAAGAUUUAAUUUUUCAUUGCCUCUGGAUUAUUUUGGAGUCCUUAGCAGGCGAAAAAGAACAAUAAUGGUCUGGCGUUUCCUGUGGCUGUUUCGAUAGCAGGUUGCCUUGAGUAAGCGCUGAGAUUACAACAGGACCACACCACACGCCCCAAAUGAUAUUCAUUUUAAAUCACGCAAGUCUGGAACAAUUAUCCCACCAACUUGCCUCCGGCAGUAAUCUUUAACAUGGCUCGUGUUAACUCUAGAUUUAAAGUUUACAGUUUUCCAAUGAGCUUGGCAUCAAACUAGCUUUUAUCUGCCUGCAUUGACUAGUAACAAGUUGGGUACACUUGCUGUAUUAAUUUUAUUACAAUAACAAUGAGUGGUUCUCAAGAGUUGGAGCGUUUUCUCCCCAGCAAUAAAGCAAUAACCAAAUAUCCAUUAUGGAAACAAUUCAAAUAAAUUGCUUUUGAUAACAUUUUGUGUGCAUAUUAAUCAAUUAUAGAUUUCUAAGACUGUAGACGGAAAUGUGGCGUUGCCGAAAUAAGUAUCCGAAUAAUCUUUUAUUCAAUCCAAACCAUUGAUACAUGUAAAUAUCUGUAUUAAAUUUUAUCCAGCUCUUCCACUUUUCCAGUAUCUUUCUGUUGCAACCUGCGAAAGACUCUCCAGGUUAUGCUACGAAGGGCUAGUAUUGACCCAACGGAAGGGCCACAAAUUCUUAAUUUCGCCUCCCACCCCCCAUCCCCCAGCAUUGAAUCCAUGCCAGCCCUCCGAACUGCAGUGCCCCCCUACAGGCACGGCAAACCUUGGCUACAGGAGCUGAUCACUAGUCUGGUCAAAGCAAGGAAAUGUGUACCAAUCUCAAACUGUGACACUAUUUUGUAAUAAUCCGAGUCUGUUGUGUGCUGAACAGAUUUUUUUUUUAAUAAUCACUAAUAAAGAGAACUAUGUUGCCUAA
Messenger RNA from Leucoraja erinaceus (little skate), 6582 nucleotides. RefSeq names its product tubulin tyrosine ligase-like family, member 4 (gene ttll4). The transcript is spliced from 19 exons. NCBI's taxonomy places the organism in Eukaryota, Metazoa, Chordata, Chondrichthyes, Rajiformes, Rajidae. Gene Ontology annotation, biological process: protein polyglutamylation; microtubule cytoskeleton organization. Gene Ontology annotation, molecular function: tubulin binding; tubulin-glutamic acid ligase activity. Bases 516 to 3803 code for a protein of 1095 amino acids. Gene Ontology annotation, cellular component: cilium. The record is from RefSeq and is a predicted model, not a curated record.